AUGCAUACCCCCAUCUCAAAGCUGCUCACGGCGUGCUUGCUCGCCGCAAGAUAUUCGAUGGCUCAGGGUCCACCCGGCAUGCCACCCUGGGCGAACAACGGUGGUCAUCCUCAAGUGGACCCUCUAGCCGGCAGUCCAUGGAGCCCGCAGCCUGGCGCAGUCGGUAUCCCUGGCUACAGGCCGGGUGCUGGUGGCCCACCCGGCGGCUGGCAGGCGGCGCCUCUUGGCAUGCCUCCUGGUGGUGCUCCUCCUGGUAUGCCUGGUGCUCCACCGAACGGUGCCCCCCCUGGCAUGUCCGGCCCACCUCCUGGUGCCGCCUAUGGUAUUGCUUCGGCGGGCCCAGAGCCUAGCUCCGUCAAGGCUGGCGGCGAAAGCGAGCUUCAGCUCGAGCAAGGCUUUCCCGGCCGACCUACCAAGUGUGCCAUGUACACCUACGUGCCCAAGACGUACAAGAACGGAAACCCGCUCGUCGUCGCGCUGCACCACUGUGGCGGAACCGGUACCGGCUACUUCCGCGAGAACGCCGACUGGGCCGCCGCUGCGGACCGCAAGGGCUUCAUGAUGAUCUUUGCCAGCUCUCCCGGCGGUACGGGCGGCUGCUGGGACGUCUCCAGCCAGAGCUCGCUCAAGCAUGACGGCGGCGGCGACUCACAGACCAUCGCGAACAUGGUGAGCUAUGCGCAGAAGAAGUAUGGCGCAGGGAAGCAGGUGUAUGUGGUGGGUCACUCGUCGGGUGCGAUGCUGACGCAGGUGAUGGGCGCGACCUACCCGGAUGUCUUUUUGGCCGGCGCAGCAUAUUCAGGUGUCCCAGCGGGCUGUUUCAGGACGGACAAACCUCAAGGCGCCGAUUGGAACAGCACCUGUACGGGUGGCACGCUGAACGAACCGCCAGCCUACUGGGCCCAACAGGCCAAGGACAUGUAUCCUGGCUACAAGGGUUCUCGCCCUCGGAUGAUGCUCGUCCACGGCAACCGCGACCAGGUGAUCAACUUCAACGAUCACCGUGAAGCAACCAAGCAGUGGUGCACCCUGCACAACCUCGAUCCGGAGAGUCCGACCAAGAAGUAUGCGCUUCCCUCGCAGCCCAACUACGAGGUGUCGGUGUACGGCUCUUCGGUCAUGGCCAUCACUGCGGACGGCGUGACGCACGACAAUCCGGCCAAGGUCGACGAGACAUGCCAGUUCUGGGGUCUCUAG
Molecule: messenger RNA, 1197 nt
Organism: Kalmanozyma brasiliensis GHG001
Lineage: Eukaryota; Fungi; Basidiomycota; Ustilaginomycetes; Ustilaginales
Product: Esterase, PHB depolymerase
Exons: 1
Coding region: 1-1197 (398 amino acids)
Cellular component (GO): extracellular region
Molecular function (GO): hydrolase activity
Source: RefSeq, a predicted model, not a curated record